GGCUGCAGUAUAAUAUAAAAGCACGCCAACUUGUCUCUGUUCAUACACAGCACACCUCCGACUGUCUUCUUACUGAAGAGCAGAAAUGGCAUUAAAAGGGAAAACUGCAGUAGUGACCGGAGCAGCGCUGGGGAUAGGAAAAGCAAUAACUGAGAUACUUCUGCAAAAUGGUGCCAAGGUAACCCUUUUGGAUAUAAAUGAAACUGCAGGGAAGACUUUAAAGGAAGCCCUCAACAAACAGUAUGGAGAAGAGAGAUCUCUGUUCUUCGAGUGCAAUGUUGAGUCUGAGGAGCAGAUCAAAGCUGCCUUUCAGAGCACAGUAGACACAUUCAGAGGGAUAGACAUUGUAUGCAACAAUGCCGGCAUCUUGAAUGAGAAGCAGUGGGAGAAAACUGUCUCCGUAAACGUGAUGGGUCUAAUCAGGGUGAGCUAUGUGGCUUUAGAGUAUAUGAACAAGUUGAAUGGAGGAAAAGGAGGGACCGUGAUUAACGUAGCAUCUGUGGCAGGCCUCACUCCAGUACCAGCUUGUCCCGUCUAUACAGCCACCAAGCAUGCUGUGGUCGGCUUCACUCGGGCCAUGGCCGCUGCCUCGUCCGCCUCAGGCUACGGCUUACGCUUCAAUGCAGUUUGCCCAAGCUUGGUCAAAACUGACCUCAUUGCCUCCCUUAUGGACAAUUUGGGACAAUUCUCCCACCUGGCUUAUGCUACUCAAUGUUCUUCAGUCCAAAGGGCAAUGAAUCCAUCGGAGAUUGCUGAAUGUGUCUUCGAGCUAGUGACAGACAAGGCGAAGAAUGGAGAGAUCCUCAUGAAGGAAGCAAGCAUGAAGAAAUAUAUGACCUUUCCCACACUAAUCUAGUGGGUCCUGGCAAAGGCAGUGAACAACCCGAGUAAUGUCUGAACCUAAAACUAUUAGAGGAAAAUGCUGCAGUUCACAGUGUUGUUUUGUUUUGUUUGUGAAAGAUAAAUCUGUAAAUCACCACAAGUGAUUAGGAGAAAGAAGCAAACAAUAAAUGAGUGAAAGUCCAGUUUCUGACUAAGAGGAGAAACGGCUGUGACUGUGCUUUAAACUUUUUGGAUCCUUCAUGAUGCAGAAAAUAUUUCUUGUAAAUUUAAGAGAAAUGUUAAUAAGAGCUUCCAUCCUUGUACUGCACUUGCACUGAAGAAAGAAAAGUUUCUAACAUAACAACAACAAGAUGGUUCGCUCUACUUGCUAUAGUGUGCACUUACAUGUUAUAAGAAAACAAAAAAAAAAUCCACUAUAUUAAGUAGAAAUAUGAUUGUUUGCUACUGGAAAAUGUUUAAAAUUAGAAAAUGAAAAGUAAAAUCUGCUGUGCUGCUUUAUCGUGGGGCCAAACGUCACCUGUGGUCUGGUAAAUGUUAAGAAAUUCAAUGCAAAACAUGACAGUUCUGUCCCACCUAAACAAAUUGCUUAAAUAAUUCUGUUAAACUAUGGCUGACUGAUCAGCAAUGUGUCUUACCUGGUUUGUAGACCUCUUAAGCUAAAAAUACAACAAACAGUUCUCUGUCCCAGUAAACAGCUACAUUGUCCAAAUUACACAGACAACUUUCACAUAAAGUACUUUAACAUGUUGGAAGCUGAGAAACUACUAUGGGAACUAUCUUGAUUUUAAAAGUCCUUACUUUUGAUUAUAACCACUCUUCUUCUUCUACAGUCCUGUCUUUCUUACAUCUUUUUCCAUCUCAGAGUGAAGUUAUCUCACACACUCUGCAUGGGAAAUAUAGCAGCUGUACCUUUAACUAACAGACACGCUGCAUGACAAACUCCACAAAAGCUUUUGUGUGUUUGCUGAUAUUUGUUGAGCUGCUAGAACAUUUCGUUUGAAAUUAUCUGCCAGCUUAAAUGAAAUGUACUCAUUUUAUCCUCAUUCCUCUUCAGUAAUGCUAGCUAGAUGCUAAGUACAGUGAUCACAGCUUAUGGCCAUCUGCCCCAAAGAGCCCAUCACAAAUUGUUCCAAGCGUGUUUUUAAAUCGUAAGGAUCAAGGACUGGUUAAAGACGUCAUUUACGUGAAAAGGGAAAGACUAUUUCUGACCCAAACAGGGGCCUAAGGGUAGAUCUUUCACCAUGUUAGUCAGUGGUGCUAGUUUCAGUCAAUAUGCAAAUGUACUGUUUAUACGGUUGGGGAAACCUAAAGUGUCAGUGGGAUGAGUGAUGAAACAUUUCUCCCACCAAAAACGCUACGUCCAGAUGAACAGAAUUAAGUUUUUGGGUAAACCUAAGACAAUUCAGUUUUAUCCCUAAUUGCCGUGACCCCCUCUGUUUUCGGCUCUUUCUCUUCCAUACACUGUGGUUCAGGCUCAGGUGGGCAGGGCAGGAGUGUCAGAUAUGAGUGCAUCCUCCCUUUUGCCAUGGCAAAUAGAUGUCACACGAGCACUGCUGCACUUUCUGAGAAUGGACCAGAAUCAUAAAUGGGAUUGUAAUUGUUAAGAGAUUUUCAAAUGUUUCAAGUAUUAUUCCCACUGCCACGUUAUUGAAAGUUUAUCUUUAGUUUCAGUGUUAAUAGUUGUUUACCCAUUUAUUCUUUCCAUUUAAUUGUAUUUUAUGAUUUUACUGUUUUACUGAAGUGAAGCUUAAAUGAAAGACAAAAGCAUAGUGUUCUCAGAUAUGAUUCACCCAGUACAUCUCCUCUGUACCUGGCUCUCUACGAGCCGUUUCACUCCCAGGAAGGGGAGAGCAGGAUGUUCUUAUCUACACUCCCAAAUACAAAGAGGGGCCCAUUCUUCAGAAUCACACACACACACUCUGAGAUCAUAAACUUCACACACACACACACACACACAUACACUCUGAAACGCUAUAAAUAAAGAACUGCCGCAUACGCUGGUUGUGAGCCUGAGACAGCAGCGCUCACCCAGCGUGCGCACGUUGUUACCAUCUAAA
Molecule: messenger RNA, 2900 nt
Organism: Oreochromis aureus
Lineage: Eukaryota; Metazoa; Chordata; Actinopteri; Cichliformes; Cichlidae
Product: 15-hydroxyprostaglandin dehydrogenase [NAD(+)]-like
Exons: 7
Coding region: 86-856 (256 amino acids)
Cellular component (GO): cytoplasm
Molecular function (GO): oxidoreductase activity, acting on the CH-OH group of donors, NAD or NADP as acceptor
Source: RefSeq, a predicted model, not a curated record